UUUUCCUCUGUUCCAUUGCAAAAUUCAAUUUUGUAUCCAAUUUCUAUUGUAAUACUUUAGUUUCAUCAUCUUGGUUUAAUGUCUACUAUCAGCCAUUGCCUUUUGUCUUGAGCAGAUGAAUUUAACGUCCACUAUCAUCUAGCUCUCCACAAUCCUUGAUGAAAGAAAAAGCCCCAUGUGGCCUAAUCAAUAGUUCCACUCCAACUUUCUCAAGUGUCAACGCAGCAGGGGACAAAGUCCUUUUUGGCUUUCUAGUCCUCAGUUCUGAUCAUCAUCUUCCAUUCUUCAAAUUCAUCAAAAACUACACCCGAAAUCAAAACUCAUCAUCUUAUGAAUCACUGGAAGCCAUAUUCAACCAGUUCACGUCCAUGCUGCGUCCCAUAUUUUCCAAUUUGGGUCCAGCAACCCGUAGUAUUAAUAUCAUCAUUUAGUUUGGUAGGUUAUUCUUUUCAGUGGUGAGCAAUUCGUAUUUGAUUUCCAUACAACUACCCACAAUCAAUUCAGCAUUCAUAUUUUGGUGCCGACAUUUGCUUAAUAUAGUGCGUCUAGUCCAUCUGCAAUCUUCUUCAAAUCAAAUGGUCAUAAAUUCUCCCGAGUCCACUGUUCCAUUGGGCAAUACAAAUUUUGUAUCCAAUUUCUCGUGGUUUCAUCAUCUUUGGUCAAAGAAAAAGAAAAAUGGAGAAUUCAAGCACGGAACCAAAAUCAGUCAAAAAUCACGUGGUGGUCAUGCCUUUUCCGGGAAGAGGCCACGUGAAUCCGAUGAUGAAUUUCUGCAAGCUCAUAAUAGCCCAGUCCCAACCCAGAACCACCGUCAUAACCUUCAUCGUGACUGAAGAGUGGCUCGGGUUCCUCAGCUCCGAACCCAAGCCGCCGCCAAACAUCCGGCUAGCCACAAUCCCAAACGUUAUUCCAUCAGAAAUAGGCAGAGCCAAAGACUGGCCUGGAUUCAUACGAGCCGCUUUCACGAAUCUCGAGGCUCCGGUUGAGCAAUUGCUGGACCGGCUUGAUGAGCUGCUGCUUCCCAAGCCUAAUGUCAUUAUCUACGAUACGUAUUUGAAAUGGAUGGUGGGUGUCGGAAACCGGCGGAACAUCCCGGUGGCAUCGUUUUGGACCCAAUCCGCCACCCUUUUCUCCAUCUUCCAUCAUUUCAACCUCGUGCUCGAAAAGGGUCAUUUCAAUUCCAACUUAAAAGAGAAAGGGAACGAGAUGAUUGAUUACAUCCCAGGGGCCCCUGCAUUGCGGGUUGCGGAUCUUCCGACAGCACUAACCGGAAAAGGCCAAGAAGUGUUGUUUGACUGCUUGGAGGGAAUAUCCCUUGUGUCCAAAGCACAAUAUCUUUUAUUCACAUCUACAUAUGAGCUAGAAGCUGGAGUAAUUGAUGCUCUAGGAAAAGAGUUUGCUUUUCCAAUUUACUCAAUUGGUCCUGCAAUUCCCACUAUCGGUUUAUCAGAAACAGAGUCUUCAACUUCAAGUACGCCAGAGUAUGUUAAAUGGUUGGAUGCUCAACCGGAAAAAUCAGUGCUUUACAUAUCACAGGGGAGCUUUCUUUCCGUCUCGAAAGCUCAGUUGGAUGAGAUUGUUGCCGGGGUGCACGAAUCCGGCGUCCAAUUCCUCUGGGUUACACGGGAUGAUGUAAAUAGUUCUGGAAGAAGUGGUGAAUCUGGUGAGAGUAAUGGGAUAGUUGUGCCUUGGUGUGACCAGCUGAAGGUGUUGUCUCAUCCUUCCAUUGGAGGAUUCUGGUCACAUUGUGGAUGGAAUUCCACCAAAGAAGCUAUAUUUUCUGGGAUUCCGGUGCUUGUUUUCCCUAUAUUUUGGGAUCAAACCACGAAUGCGAAGCAAAUUGUUGAUGACUGGAAGACCGGUUGGAGGGUUAAGAAAUAUGAGGAGAAUUUGAUACCAAGAGCGGAAAUUGCUGAGCUUGUUCGGAAGUUCAUGGACUUGGAAAGCGAUGAAGGAAACGAAAUUAGAAAAAGGGCCAAAGAAUUGCAGACCAUUUGCCAACAAGCCUUAAAACUAGGUGGAUCCUCUAGGAACGCCGUUGAGGCUUUCCUAACCGACAUUUCGUGUAGCAAACGUUGAAGAUGGUGAAUCAUUUGAAUGUGUUGUCUGAACGAUUCACCUCUAGUGUUGCUAAUAAGUGAUUUCUUGCAUUUCUGAUCAGUUCGAUUGUUUCACAUUGAAAUGGAACACUUACAUACAGUGGCUCCCUUUGAGGCCUUGUUUUCAUCCGCACCUAAUUUUCGCAUCAAUCAAUACAUUUUGGAACACUUUACAUAUAUAUAUAUAUAUAUAUAUAUA
Molecule: messenger RNA, 2298 nt
Organism: Oldenlandia corymbosa var. corymbosa
Lineage: Eukaryota; Viridiplantae; Streptophyta; Magnoliopsida; Gentianales; Rubiaceae
Source: the annotation of a GenBank genome assembly